CAUAUGUUAACGGAAUUAAAGUUGAGGGUUUAUUUCAAAGGAUUUUUAGUUGAGAGUUUUAUUUACGAUUCAUCUUUAGUUCAGAGGUUUAAUUACUAAAAACCCUUUUAGUAAUUGGUGUUUACUUAUCGACGAUGCCAAUUCAACUUGGGUUUUUUUACAUAGAUUUCAUGACAACCAAAUUUCUUCCAUACCAUUUGAUUCCAUCCAAACCUCAGCUAACAUAAUUAAAGAGACGGAUAAGAAACUGCAAAGGAAAAAUGUUUUGUAAACACUCAAGUUUGUGUCUAAAUUUUUAAUUAAUAUAGACUUGAAAGCGUUGUGUUGUUGUGUUACAUAACAACUAUAAGUCGUAUGAUCAUAUCUGUAUGAAAAAUACUAUUAUGACACAUACGUUCUGUUAGAAUUCCAAGCUUUCUUUUCAUCUUUAACAUUAUCGGUCAGGUAGGCAACCAAACAACCAGUUUAAUUAUUAUUGAAUUGAGAUAAGGUUUCACUCUGGCAAAUGAUUUCACAGAACAACAUAUACGAUAAAUUAACCAAACUAAAUAAACUGAACCUAAUAAACUAAUUCGGUUGGACUGGUAAGUUUCUCUUCGGUCGAAUUAAACAAAACAAAAUCAAAUCCAAACAGUAAAGAAACAUAUAUCAAUAAUAUCUCUACCAAAAAUCUGUACCACUAAUUUACAUUUACAUGAUACUUGUCCACGUUUCAGAUUCUAAAUAUAGCCACAUUAAUACAUUACACUUAAAGCUAGAAUUAUUUUUCUCAUGGACUAUAUGCUGUGAUUAUAUAAUAAGGUCAGUAACCUAGCUAAAUCCGUAUAUUUAGCUGUAGCCAUUGCCUAAUUUCGGUGCAUUCUGCCAACAAUUUGGACCAAAUUGGUUAGUUUAAAAAACAGUUUGGACCAAAUUAAUUGGUUAGUUUAAAACCAUUAAUUUUGUUCUAUACACGUAAUGCACUAUUUCAUCAGAAAACAUGUGACGUGUAUAAUCGUAUUUUUUUGACAUCUCUCUAUGACUAUAUAUAAUAUUGACUUGUCUAAACAUUUUGUAAUAUAUAGAAACAUGCACAAUUCCGGUAGGUGCAAUAUUGAUAAACUGCCAUUGCAAUAGAGACGAAUCAAUCCAAACCUUAUAACAUAAAACGUUAUAUUUCACUUUCUUCCAUUCUCAUCAGUCGACACAAAAUUAAUAUUCGAUCACAUAACCAAAAGAAGAGAAGAAAAAAAAAUGGUGAUGGAGGAAGCUAGAGCGACUCCGGAUUCUGUCGUGUCAGAAUUUGAAGGGACAAUACUGCGGAACGAAGAUCCAUUCUCUUACUUCAUGCUCGUUGCCUUUGAAGCAUCUGGUCUAAUUCGUUUCGCCGCCUUGCUGUUUCUUUGGUCCGUAAUCACACUCCUUGACGUUUUCAGCUACAAGAACGCCGCUCUCAAGCUCAUGACUUUUGUAGCCACCGUUGGUUUACGCGAACCGGAGAUUCAAUCGGUGGCUAGAGCCGUCCUGCCUAAGUUCUACAUGGAUGACGUAAGCAUAGACACUUGGAAAGUUUACAGCUCGUGCAAGAAGAAGGUCGUGGUUACGAGAAUGCCUCGAGUUAUGGUGGAGAUGUUUGCAAAGGAGCAUCUUAAAGCUGACGAAGUCAUCGGUUCAGAGCUGAUAGUGAACCGGUUCGGUUUUGUCACCGGCCUGACACGUGAAUCCGAUAUCGAUCAAUCUGUUUUGAGCCGUGUUGCUGAUUUGUUUGUUGAUAGAAAGCCUCAGAUAGGUCUUGCAAGACCUGGCAAGACAAUUUCUACAACUUUCUUAUCGUUAUGUGAGGAGCAUAUUCAUGCACCAGUUCCGGAGAACUACAACCACCGCAACAAACACCUUGAGCUACGGCCACUUCCGGUAAUCUUCCACGACGGACGCCUUGUCAAGCGGCCAACUCCACCCACGUCUCUCCUCAUCCUCACAUGGAUCCCAUUAGGAAUCAUUCUUGCCGCCAUCCGGAUCUUUCUUGGAUCCGUCCUCCCAUUUUGGACAACACCGUACGUCUCCAAGAUACUCGGCGGCCAGGUCAUCGUCAAAGGCAAGCCUCCUCAGCCACCGGCGGCCGGAAACUCCGGUGUUCUCUUCGUGUGCACUCAUAGAACCCUAAUGGACCCGGUGGUACUAUCAUACGUGCUAGAACGCAGCAUCCCGGCCGUUACUUACUCAAUCUCACGCUUAACCGAGAUCUUAUCUCCCAUACCAACCGUUAGAUUGACAAGAGUCCGAGAUGUAGACGCAGCAAAGAUCAAACAACAACUGUCUAAAGGCGAUCUUGUUGUUUGUCCUGAGGGAACCACUUGCCGUGAACCGUUUUUGCUAAGAUUUAGCGGACUUUUCGCUGAGUUAACGGAUAGGAUUGUUCCGGUUGCUAUGAACUAUAGAGUUGGAUUCUUCCACGCGACCACAGCGAGAGGCUGGAAAGGUUUAGACCCGAUUUUCUUCUUUAUGAAUCCAAGACCGGUUUACGAGGUUACGUUCUUGAACCAGCUUCCGGUUGAGGCUACGUGUUCGUCAGGGAAGAGGCCGCAUGACGUGGCGAAUUAUGUUCAGAGAAUCUUGGCGGCUACGUUAGGGUUCGAGUGUACUAACUUCACGAGGAGAGAUAAGUAUAGGGUUCUUGCUGGAAACGAUGGAACGGUAUCGUAUUUAUCGUUUCUUGAUCAGUUGAAGAAGGUGGUGAGCACUUUCGAGCCUUUUCUCCAUUAAAAUCAAAUUAGUAAAUUUCUAUUCCGGUUUUUAAUUGCUUCCUCUUGAUUUAUUUUGAUUGCGAUUAAAGUCUGGAUUGAAUUUUGUUUUCAUAGAUGUUUGUAUUAUUGUUUAUAAAUCUUGCUCUUUUUCAGAUGUAAACUAACUCUCCCAUAACUAAUGUUGAAGAAAUAUUUGGGGAUGAAUAGUUUUGUUACUCAAUAUUGUGAAUUCUUGAUUUUUUCUAAAUAUUAAUUUGUUGAUAGAAUUAUUCUGUAUCAAUUAGUUGUUCUCUUGAAAUUUACAAUCUUCUUGUAAGAUAGUACAUAUUUGUACAAAGUUUCUAUAUAUGGUAAGAAAAUGUUGGAUUAGUUGACCAGAAGACUUUGGCUGCCAAUUUUCCGUUACUGUUGGCCUACCGCCAACUCCGUGGAUUCGUUCAGUAUCAACCUGUUUUUCGUUCAUUUAAGAUGAAAUCAAAUGUUAGGUUAAAAGAUAAAUGAUGCUUAAGGAUAAUCACGUGACGAGUCUCGAGGCUAUCGUCACUUAAUAUGAAAUCAUUAUCUUAUAUCACAAGCGAUACAUUUGACCAUAUGGUUCAGACUAUUCCAAGAGUGCAUCAUUCAUUUUUUCUAUGAAUGUAAAUAUCAUAUAAAUGAAAUAUGAUUUACAGAUGAGAAAGCAAAUCUAGAAGCUGUACCACCUUGGCAAAAUAAAAAUAAGAAACAGGGAGGGACAAAGUCUCAAAGAUUUGACCAGACAAACGUUACAAGUUUUCAUCUCAACCAAAGAGACAUCAAGUUACAGAAGUGCUUCCUUUGUCUCCUUGUUGUAAUGGUGUUUCAUAUCUCCUUGUCAAUCAGUCCGUAAUGUUAAAGGUUACAUAUAAAGUUUUUUAGAAAGAUAUUGCGAAGUUGAUUUUUGUAAUACUAUUAAACUUUUGAAAGAAGUGGUCGCUCCCAAUCUUUGUAGUUUGUUAAGGACUAAAAGAUGUUUUUUUUUUUGCAACGAGCCAGGAGAUAGAUAAAGACAUGAUGCCUCCGUGUGCGAGAUUUGGUCUAACUUGUAUGUUUCCUAAUUCAAAAAUGGAGAUGCUCAGUUUAGCACUUUCCCUGUACUAGAAAGGUCGAGAAUGGAUUAAUCUUCCAAUAUACCCGCAAACACCUUUAAGAAUUAAUCAAAAAGUAUAAAUUCAGAAAAUA
This is a messenger RNA of Brassica rapa (field mustard), 3923 nucleotides long. Its product is annotated as glycerol-3-phosphate acyltransferase 5. Gene Ontology annotation, molecular function: glycerol-3-phosphate 2-O-acyltransferase activity; phosphatase activity. Gene Ontology annotation, biological process: cutin biosynthetic process. Gene Ontology annotation, cellular component: membrane. The record is from RefSeq and is a predicted model, not a curated record. NCBI's taxonomy places the organism in Eukaryota, Viridiplantae, Streptophyta, Magnoliopsida, Brassicales, Brassicaceae.